This is a messenger RNA of Malurus melanocephalus (red-backed fairy wren), 1164 nucleotides long. It is a transcript of the gene SDF2, whose product is annotated as stromal cell derived factor 2. Lineage: Eukaryota; Metazoa; Chordata; Aves; Passeriformes; Maluridae. The transcript is spliced from 3 exons. The record is from RefSeq and is a predicted model, not a curated record. Bases 1 to 663 code for a protein of 220 amino acids.
AUGGAGGCGGCGCGGCGGCCGCCGCUGCUGCUCCGGCUGCUCCUGCCGCUGCUGGUGGCGGCGCUGGGCGCGGCGGGGCGCGGCGGGCCCGGGCCCGUCACCUGCGGYUCGGUGGUGAAGCUGCUCAAUGUGCGGCACAACGUGCGGCUSCACUCGCACGAUGUGCGCUACGGCUCCGGCAGCGGGCAGCAGUCGGUGACCGGGGUGUCGGCGGCGGAUGACGGGAACAGCUACUGGCGGGUGCGGGCCCGCACGGCCGCCGUGUGCCAGCGGGGCACGCCGGUGCGCUGCGGACAGGCCAUCCGCCUCACGCACCUGGGCACCGGCCGCAACCUGCACAGCCACCGCUUCACCUCGCCGCUCUCCGGCAACCAGGAGGUGAGUGCAUUCGGGGAGGCCGGCGAGGGCGACUACCUGGACGACUGGACAGUGGUUUGCAGCGGGACCUACUGGGUGCGGGACGAUGAGGUGCGCUUCCAGCACACCUCCACCGACGUGUUCCUCUCGGUGACCGGGGAGCAGUAYGGGCGGCCCAUCCACGGGCAGAAGGAGGUGCACGGCAUGGCCUCCUCCAGCCAGAAUAACUACUGGAAGGUGAUGGAGGGCAUCUUCAUGCAGCCCAGCGAGGCCUUCCAAACGGAGCAGUACCACGCCGAGUUGUGAGGGACAGACAGACUGAUGCUGAGCSUCUGGGCGCUGCCCUGCUGUGUUUGGGACUGCUGAACCUGGGGAUGGCUCCUGUCCCCACCUGGGACUGACACACAUCACUGACACAGAGCUCCAGCACAARGCAGAUCCCAAUGUCCUGAAUUCGAUGCGGCGCAGAUUCCACUGUCCCAAAUCUGACACUAAGCAGGUCCCAACGUCCUAAAAUCACUACAAAGCAGAUACCACUGUCCAAACCUGACCCACAACAGARCCCAACAUCCUAGACCCUCAAAAAGCAGAUCACAAUAUCCCAAAUCUAGUUCAAAGCCCAGCCCAACAUCCAGACCUGACACAGAACAAAUUCCCAAACUCCCACCCUGUCUCUUUUUCAGCUCACUCCGUCCAAGGAACCCCCCUUUAAAGGACUGCUGUCCCUAGAAGUUGUACCCCAUUCUGUACCCCAAACGGCUCCUCGUGCCCUGUGAGGACCUGGGCCCAUAAAAGUGCUGAAYCCUG